Messenger RNA from Choloepus didactylus (southern two-toed sloth), 573 nucleotides. It is a transcript of the gene SPATA3, whose product is annotated as spermatogenesis associated 3. The record is from RefSeq and is a predicted model, not a curated record. Lineage: Eukaryota; Metazoa; Chordata; Mammalia; Pilosa; Megalonychidae. The transcript has 3 exons. The coding region runs from base 1 to 573 and encodes 190 amino acids.
AUGAAGAAGGGCAAAAGGAAGAAGCCGGAGGCCAGACGCAGCCGUGAUUCCAACUCACAGCAUCCCAGCUCGGACUCCACCCCGCCCCAGCCUAGAUUUGAACCUGCCCCGCAGCCUCCCAUCCCCGAGCCCAGCACGCGGAAUCCUAGCUCUGAAUACACCUCGCAGCCUUCUAGCUCUGACUCCACCCCACCAUCUCACACUCUUCCAGCUCCUGAAAUCCACAACUCCUCUGGGAGCCUUUUGUCUCCGGAUGCUGGCUCAAGUGCAGCCCCUCAAUCCAAGAAAACAGGGCCUUGGACUCAAGGGGUCCCGCGCCCCUUCUGCUCCUGUGCCGUUUGCCCAGGCAGCUCUGCCUGCUUGCGCCGCCUGGGGCUGUGCCAUGGCCGCAUCUUCGAUGUCCUUCUGCCUCGGGACUGGCACACCAUCCCAGGGAGAGGAAUCCCAAGUCUCCUCACCUUCUACAGAAGGCCUACAAGAAAACACUCCGUCCACCGUAGCUCACGUCCUCCAAGCUCUAAGAACUGUUGCUGUGGUGCUGGGUCUCCUAGGAGCUGCCUACUUCACCAUUGA